Messenger RNA from Anthonomus grandis grandis, 2154 nucleotides. It is a transcript of the gene Tyr1, whose product is annotated as phenoloxidase 1-like. The record is from RefSeq and is a predicted model, not a curated record. Lineage: Eukaryota; Metazoa; Arthropoda; Insecta; Coleoptera; Curculionidae. The coding region runs from base 42 to 2087 and encodes 681 amino acids. Gene Ontology annotation, molecular function: oxidoreductase activity. The transcript has 9 exons.
CACACUUAUUUUUCCAGUUUCUUGCUAUAAAGUUCCAAACAAUGUCAUUUAACAACAAAGAUUUAUUAUUGUUAUUUGACCGCCCUAAAGAACCAGUUUUUGUGCCAAAAGGAAAUCAACAAGCUGUUUUCGAGGUCCCCGCCAAUUUUCUUAGUGACAAAUAUCGUCCUAUUGGAGUUCAAGUGGUAGAUCGCUUUGGAGACGAUGCAAAGGAACGCAUUAGAGUUAACGAAACAGCAAUACCUCCCCUUGGGGAUAUUUUAGAACUGGGAAGGGAAGAUAAUUUUUCGCUUUUUAUUGCCAAGCAUCGUAGGUUAGCUGGAAAGCUAAUUGAUAUAUUUUUAGGAGUAAGUUCCGCCCAAGAUCUGCUUUCAGUAGCCGUAUACGCAAGAGACCGAGUAAACCCCUACCUUUUUAACUACGCUCUUUCUGUUGCCCUACUUCACCGAGACGAUACCCAAGAUGUCGACCUUCCAUCAGUCAUCCGGUUCUUUCCAGAUAAGUUUAUUGACAGUAAAGCAUUUGCUAAAAUUAGGGAAGACUCUGUGGUAGUCCCCCAAGAAUCCAGACUACCCAUAGAAAUACCUAAAGAUUAUACUGCAUCAGACUUGGAAGAAGAGCAUCGAUUGGCUUAUUUUAGGGAGGAUAUUGGGAUAAAUCUCCACCAUUGGCACUGGCAUUUGGUUUAUCCGACCGAAGGGUCCCAACAGGUGGUAAAUAAAGAUAGAAGAGGUGAAUUGUUUUAUUACAUGCACCAACAAAUAUUGGCGAGGUAUAACUUUGAAAGAUUGUGUAAUAAGUUGGCUAGGGUACAUCGUUUGUUGGAUUGGAAGCAGCCUAUUAAAGAAGCGUAUUUUCCAAAAUUAGAUAGUUUAGUGGCUAGUAGGCCUUGGCCUUCCCGGGUAAUCAACCAAAGACUGUCCAACGUAAAAAGGGUAGUUGAUGAUAUCAACUUAGAUGUUGAUGAUAUGAAAAGAUGGUCUGAUCGGAUUCUGGAAGCAGUUCAUUCUGGAUUUAUCACUGACUCUAGAGGCAACCAAGUUACAUUAGACGAGAUGACAGGUAUAGACAUUCUUGGAAAUAUGGUUGAGGCCACCAUGCUAUCACCAAACCCGGCAUUUUAUGGCGAUCUUCACAAUACCGGACACACCUUGCUUUCAUAUAUCCACGAUCCGGAUCACCGCCAUCUUGAAUCAUUUGGUGUUAUGGGAGAUACAGCCACCGCCAUGCGUGAUCCAAUCUUCUAUAGAUGGCACAGCUAUAUUGACGAUAUAUUCCAGCGGUUCAAAAAUACACUACCAAGAUAUACUGAAGCCCAGCUAAAUAAUCCAGGAGUAACCAUAACUGAUAUUAAAGUACAGAUACCUGGGCAAAGGGAAAAUGAGCUGCAGACAUUCUGGCAACAGUCUGAUGUUGAUCUUUCUCGCGGCAUGGACUUUCAACCUAGAGGACCUGUUUUUAUUCGUUUCACGCAUUUACAGAAUAUAAACUUCACUUAUACUAUCAAAGUUAACAGCAACUCUUCCCGCCAAGGUACCUGCCGCAUAUUUUUAGCUCCAAAGUUUGACGAACAAGGUAAUCCGUGGUUGCUUAGAGACCAAAAAGCUAUGUUUAUUGAACUUGAUAAGUUUAAAGUCAACUUGAAACAAGGAGAAAAUUCUAUUGUCCGACAAUCAACUGACUCAUCGGUCACCAUACCAUUUGAGCGUACUUACCGAGAUUUAGAUACAAGCAGCCCAGUUAAUCAGCAAGCCGUAUCUCAGUUCAAUUUUUGUGGAUGCGGUUGGCCUCAGAACAUGUUAAUUCCGAAGGGAACAGCAGAAGGGUUCGUUUGCCAGCUCUUUAUAAUGAUAUCCAAUAUUAAUGACGAUGCUAUUAAUCAAGACAUUACCGGACAAUGUAACGAUGCUGACUCGUACUGUGGCAUAAAAGACAAAAAAUUCCCUGACCGUCGUUCUAUGGGAUAUCCUUUUGAUCGUAUGCCCAGAGAUGGAGUGGAUACUCUUCAGAAGUUCCUCACUCCAAACAUGCGGGUGCAGGAUAUAACAAUUCGUCAUCAAAAUAAGACUUUUAGACCACGAAUUUAACAGAUGGCAAGGCUUCUUCUUUAUUUUUAGUUUUGUUAUAUUAUGAAAAAUAAAUUAUUGCAGUUUU